UUUAUCAGUAUCAUUCUUCAAACCCAGCGUUGGAAAGCUGUGCACUACAAAAUGUGCUCAUAAAACAUCAGCACAAAUAGUUUGAGUCAUUUUAGUUUUGUCGGUUAAAUUGUUUUAUUUAUUGUGCUCCCGAGUAAUUAUUGCUGAUCAAUUUAUUUAACGAGUUUAUUUAAUACAAUUUUAUCAAAUAGUUCAAGUCAAUCAAAAAUGUUUUUAUUUUAAAUGAGUAUUAAGAUUUUUUUUUUCCAAGUAAAUUGACUAAAACAAUGUUAAUAAAGUUAUUCUUUGUUGUUAGUUGACCUACAUUUCUUUUUUGUGUUUUUUUUUUAAAUUGUUUGUAAGGAGGACACAAUGUUAUGCAGAGGUGUACUUACAACAACUUUAUAGACAAAGUGGAACCUCGAUUUACGAACACUUUUAUUUGCAACCUCUUCUGUUUACGAAUCUUGACGCCAAAUGAAUUAAUUUGGCAUGUCGCUUGAAGCCACCGGGUGCUAGCAUUUUGAUGAAACCACGUCCUGUACACGAGGGCGUGGCCGCUUUGAAGAGGCGGGGCCCCCGAUGUCACGUUGUGUUCACAGCCUGUACACACUGCCGGCCAUUUCCAAGAGCUUCCACGGCCAACGACAUCUAACGUGUGUUUUCCACAACAAUUUCUGUAUCGGGCAGUUGAGUGAAAUUCUCCAUGAAUGUACGUCACAAUGAUGAUGACAGACCAGAUUCCACUGGACUUGGCUCCGCCCCCUCUCUUGAACGGGGAGGUGCCACUCAUGCCUCACAUGGUUAACGGUGACGCAGCACAACAGGUGAUCCUGGUACAGGUGAACCCGGGGGAGACCUUCACCAUCCGAGCGGAGGACGGAUCUCUGCAAUGCAUUCAGGGUCCAGCUGAGGUCCCCAUGAUGUCCCCCAAUGGCUCCAUACCCCCCAUCCAUGUACCCCCAGGAUAUAUUUCUCAGGUGCUGGAAGAUUCCACGGGGGUCCGUCGGGUGGUGGUGACCCCCCAGUCUCCCGAGUGUUACCCCCCCUCCUACUCACCUGCGUUGUCGCCCACACACCACCUGCCGCCCUACCUGGCCCACCCCCACUUUAUCCCCAACUCCCACUCCUUCUACCCGCCCGUCAGCCCGGGCGAGCUGACCCACCAGUACUACCAGCACCACCUGCACCCCAUGUACGGCGACCCCGAGAUCAUUCCCGUGUACGGCAUGUCCAACUUCAUACGUGAGGAGACGUACAGUAAACCUCAGCCCAAAAAGAUCAAAGAGCAAAGACAACUGGAGCGACAGAACAGACUCAACUCACCGCCGUCCUCCUUGUACAAAAGCAGUCUGGGACCCGCACACAACGGGUACAGUAAAUCACACGUCCCGUCGCUCGGGUCAGUGGGGUCAGGGGGCGGAGUCAACUGUCCGAGUGGGAAGAAACCGGAGAGGCGACUCCGGAGCAGUCCACGGAACGGCGAAGCAGAUGUGCACACACAAGAUCAGGACUCGGAGGGGAAACGUGUUCAAGACAUGUUGUCGACCAUCUCAAAACCACAGGUGUCCAGCGUGCAGGCCCGAUCGGCACGCUUGUCUUGGGCGCCCCCCGCAGGCCUGGCGAGCCGCCACAGCAAUGGCGUGCAGGCGUCGUGCUCCUACGAGGUGUUUCUCUCGGACAAAGGGCGUGACGGGAAGUACCGCCUUCUUUACAGUGGCGAAGACGUGGAGUUCCACGUGAAAGAUCUGCGAGCGGCCACGGACUAUCACGUACGCGUGUGCGCACUCUUCAACUCUGCGCGCGGCGCGUGCACGGAGGCCGUCUCCUUCACCACCCACUGCGGCGUUCCUGACGUCCCGCUCGCGCCCAAACUUUCCAACCGCACUAAAAGCACACUCACUUUACAGUGGAAGCCACCAGGCGACAACGGAUCCAAAAUCACAAACUACCUGCUGGAGUGGGAUGAGGGCAAGAAGAACAGUGUUUUGGGGGAAUGUUACUUUGGCAGCCAGCGACACUGCAAGCUCACGCGGCUUUUCCCCGCCUGUGGUUACACCUUCAGGGUGGCUGCACACAACGACAUCGGUGCAAGCGGCUUCAGCCCGGAGGUGGUCUGCUACACCAUGGGCACCUUGCCCGCCCUGCCCCUGGCACCACGUCUGGUGCGGGCGGGGGUGUCCUGGGUGACCCUGGAGUGGGGGCGACCUGAGGGCAGCCCCAAUGAUGAGCAGCUGAAGUACACGCUGGAGAUCCAGGAGGACAACAGCGGGGCAGACUUCCACCCCAAGUACACGGGAGAGAAGGUCAGCUGUACUGUAGAAAGCCUGAAGAGGAGCACGCAGUAUAAAUUCAGGCUCAUCACAUCCAACAUGGAAGGCAAGAGCAGUCCCAGCGAGGUUCUGGUCUGCACCACCAACCCGGACAAGCCAGGACCGCCGUCCGCGCCCUGCGUGGUGGCGUCCACACCCUGCACCCUCACGGUCACAUGGGAUCCGCCUCAGGACGACGGCGGUUCAGACGCGCUCACGUAUUUGCUGGAGAUCUGCGAGGGCUGUUCACAAGCGAGCCAAUGGGAAGUGGCGUACAGCGGCCCAUCAACAGAGUGUGUGUGCGAGCGGCUGUCAGCGGGCAGCGUGUACAACCUGCGGGUGUGCAGCAUCACCACCGGGGGACACAGUCAGUGCGCCACGAGCGUUCCAGUCCGCACUUUAAGCGUGCCGCCGGGGCCCUGCCAGCCGCCGAGGAUUGUGGGUAAAGCCAAACACAAGGAGGUGCAGUUGGAAUGGGACGCUCCUGCCUCUGAGCCCUUGUGCGAGGCCUUGAUGUUCAACCUGGAGAUGAGCGAGGGCGACGCCAAAGCAGCCCAAGUGUUCCAGGGAUCGGAGCUGCAAUGCACUGUGGGUAGUCUGCUACCCGGGGCCACAUACAGCUUCAGACUGAGGGCGGCCAACGAUGCUGGGUUUGGCGAUUACUCUGAGCCAACCGAGGUGACGACUGCAGCAGGUCCUCCUGGCCAGUGUGGGGCGCCACUCAUCUCUCUCACCAGCAACACCUGCAUCUCACUUACCUGGGAGAGUCCAGAAGGAUCCGGCAGCGACAUCUCGGAGUACCGCCUGGAGUGGGGGCGUGAAGACGAGCCCCUGGAGGUCAUCUACUGCGGCUCGGCCACGCAGUGUGAAGUGUGGGAUCUGAUGGCCGCUACUAGCUACUGCUGCAGGCUGCAGGCUGUCAAUCAAGCAGGGGCGGGGCCUCACAGCGAGCAGGUCAGUUUCCAGACGCCGGCGACCAUCCCCGAGCCGGUCUCCUCCCUCAGCCUCCUGGACCUGCCGGGCCAGUCGCGGUCCUCCUCUUUCCUCCUCAAGUGGGAGGAGCCAAUCAGCAACGGGGCGGAGAUCUCCUCGUACAUCAUCUCGGUGGACGAGAGGACCAUCACGCUGGAGCCCACCACAAGUCACCUGGUCAGCGGUCUGCAGCCGGACAGCGAGUACAGCGUGCAGAUCAAAGCGGUGAACGCCAUCGGCUGCAGCCCUUCCAGUCCGCCCCUUCUGGUGAGGACACACCCCCUGCCCCCCACCCCGCCCCCUCUGGAGUGCUCCGCCGCAGGGCCGCAGAGCCUGAAGCUGAAGUGGGGCGAGAACGCCAGCAACACCCGCGCCCUGCUGGCCGACGACAUGUACUACACGCUGCAGAUGGAGGACAAAAACCACAGGUUCGUAAACAUCUACCGCGGGCCGAGUCACACCUACAAGGUGCAGAGGCUGACGGAGUCCAGCAGCUACACUUUCAGAAUACAAGCAGUCAGCGAUGCUGGCGAGGGACAUUUCUCUGAGGACCACACCUUCUGCACCACCAAGUCUGUGCCUCCCGCCCUCAAAGCUCCCAGAGUGCAGCAGCUGGAGGGUAACUUGUGUGAGAUCACCUGGGAAACCAUCCAACCAAUGAGAGGCGACCCUGUCAGCUACCUUCUCCAAGUGUUGGUGGGGCGAGACUCCGAAUACAAACAGGUGUUUAAGGGCGAGGAGGGCGUGUUCCAGGUCACGGGCCUCCAGGUGAACACGGACUACCGCUUCCGCGUGGGCGCCUGCCGCCUCUGCCAGGACACGUGCCAGGAACUGUGCGGCCCGCUCAGCCCCUCCUCCUUGUUUACGCUGCGGCGCCAGGAGGCGGCAGGGGGUGCGGCGGCGGCGGGCGAGCCGUGCGCCGCCGACGGCGCCGGCAAAGCCUCGGGCCUGAUGUCGAGCGACGAGCGCUUCGCGGCGCUGAUCGUGUGCGUCUUGGCCGUCCUGUCCAUCCUCAUGGCCUAUUUGCUGCAGUACUUCUUCAUGAAGUGAGGGAAGCUUUUUACUUUUGUUUUGCUUACAGGAUAGAAAGAGAAACCAAAUCCACCUGAAACCUUUUCUUCUUUUUUUUUAAAUCAAAACACUUGAGACGCUGUUUGUCUAGUCGGCUUCCUCACGCUGGUAAUCAAGACUUAAAACAUCCAGCAGUCUUUUAUUUUGAAAAAACAAAUAUUCCAUUUCCUUUCUUUUUCAUUUCCUUUUUUGUUUGCUGCAGUCCACUCAGACAUAUUCUCAUGUAGGCUCACUCAAAGCUUUAGCUGUGCUUACUGGAUUUGUGCACACACACACGCACACACACACACGCACACACACACACACACACACACACACACACACACACUACACUCGCUCGGUCGCCAAAGUAAUGCAAUCCAAGUGUGAUCUAAGAUGCUGCUAUCCUGUGACGUUUUUGUCUCUUUACUUUUUUUUGUAUCAUUCUGAGUAUGAACAAGCAGUAAUCUAAUAUAAAUAGAUCUAUAUGAAAUAAAUAUAUAUAUAUAUACACAAUAUUAGUAACAAAUAGCUAAAUGCGGUGGACGGUACAAAGCAUACAACAUGUUCCGGACUCCCCCUUUUUUUUUGCAGACACUAAACUGGACCCUUCCUUAUAAAUCCAUAUUUUUAAGGACUCCCACCUCACCACACUUCUUAAUCAAUCCAUUCCCUCUUUUAAAAGGUGCUCUAUGGGUAAGUCAUCAGGGGAGAAUAUUGGCUAACCAAACAUUCUGCCCCCCCUCCACAAAAAAAAGCACGUCAAUGCCAAGGUACCCCCUACCCCCGACCCACCAUACCCGCCAUACUCAUCCAAAGAGGUCGCCCUGACCCGUAUGAAAUACAGUGGUACCUCGUUUUUCCUUGAAUAAUUCAUUCCGACCACAACCAAAUUAUAUAAGAAACCAUGUAAAUCUAAUCAAUUUGUUCCAAACUCCCCAAAAUAUAGAGAAUAAUCAUAGAAAUAGACAUAAAUGACAUUAAUUUGACAUGACUUUCCAUUGAUGGCUAAGAUAGCGUGUCUCACCUUAUCAAAGUGUUUGGACUCACAACUUUCUUUGGCCCCUCCACGGUGGAUUAUUUUGCAGUUAAAACAAAAGGCACAACGGGACUAUCUUUCCACGUGUUUGGCCGUACGAAAAGCGAGGUACCACCGUUGUAGUGUCUUUGAGGCCUGUAACGUACCUCAGGGAAAAGGCCUUAGAAGAAGGGGGGGGGGGGGGGGGGGGGCGUAGGAGACGGACCACCCUCCUCGUCUUCCGCAUUCGCGUCGCAUCCGCCGUGCCUUUUUGCAAGUAGCUCACUUCUUUUUCUUUUUUUUUUUGCCAAAGUCGAUGGGAAAAUUAGCUUCUUGGUAGGGUUUGUUUUAUUUUUAUUUAUACUAUAUAUUUGCAUACAGUGCUUUACAUGCCAAUUACAGUGCAAUCUUCAUUUAUUUAUUGUUUAAAAGAGACAAGUGUAGUUAUAUACUAAUUUUUUUCUCCUUGUAGCAUGUUUUUUUUUUGUUGUUUUUUUUACGUGAAUGAUUUAAGGCCAGCAUUCCUUAUCUCGGCAAUCCUUUAUAAGUAUUUCUCUUACAGUUGUUUGGGAUUCUGCAGUUUAUAAACAUGUAACCAAAUACAUAUGUACUGUUUUGUUUUAUUUUCAUCUCUUUGUUUGGGCCACGCUCAGCCAAGUAGUAACAUCUAGAGAAGACAUGUAGCAAGAAAUGUUCCCUGUAACUUUGGCUUUUUUCUUUUUUUUUGUUGUGUUUUAAUGAAGCUUCAGAUGUUUUAUUUUAGCCAAAGUGCAGGCAGGCAGGCUUCACUCAAUGUUUUGACCAAGUUCUGUGAUAUUCUUCUGUAACACAACAGCAUUAUUAUUAUUAUUAUGUUUAUUAUUAUUAUUGUUACUAUUACUCCCUGAAAAUGACAAAAAAAAAUAACUUGAUCUGUGAUUAUGCUUCUUUUCAUAUUGUUUUAUUUUUUUGGGAAUGGGAAAGCAAAAUGUGCCAUUUUCCAGACGUGGAGGAGUAUGUCACGUACCGGAACUGACGUCACUGUAGAGAGACAAAACGGCUGAAAACAAUCAAAAUGGCGGACGUUGGGUUUAAUCGACAAGUUAUUGUGCUUUUUUUUGUAUUCAGUAUUUGUUUUGCUAAGAGACGAUUUGCAGAGAUAUCUAUAGAGCUAUAGGUAAAUACUUUAGUACUAACCGAGUCGAAGCACUUUUAUAUUGUCGAGCAUUAGCUAGGUGUUAGCCAGCGAGCUAGCGGUCAUUGCUAUAUUUGAUAAAGUUGUGCUGGCGAGCAAACCAACAAAUGAGGUAAAGUAUGAGUUUUUCCAUAAACACUACUUAUUGCCAGUCUGUUACAUUUUUAUUUUUGAUCGCAGCGCCAUAAAGGAUAGGGCGGAAGUAGCAUUCACGGUGACGAGGGGACUGCGCAUGUGCGAUCCAUCCCGCCACAUUUUGAUCGCAGCGCCAUAAAGGAUAGGGCGGAAGUAGCGUCCACGGCGGCGAGGGACUGCGCAUGUGCGAUGCGUCCCGCCACCUGUAUUGUAGACCUGUGUGAAGUUGUCUCCACCCUGUCCUAAACCUUCCCAACUGUCUCAUUUUUCUUACUAACGUUUUGUUGUAAGUAAGUUAAUUUGAUUUAUAAAGUGCUUUUCACAGACAAUCACAAAGCGCUGUACAAAAACAUAGGUGAAGUAAAACAACAAUUCAAUAAAAAACAACAGGAGCAACAUCAUAAAAAGGAUACAACGUGGAUUAAAAAUGAUAGAUAAAAGGUGCAUUAUCUAAAAGCUUUACUAAAAAGACGUUUUCUAAUGUUUCUUUAAAAGUUUCAACACAGUCAAGAUCACGGAGGGACUGGUGCAAGUUGUUCCAGAGUCUGGGAGAUAUAGCCUGGAAUGUCGGGUCUCCACGGCUUUUAAAACCAGUUUUUGGGAUCUUUAGAAGACCCUGGCCUGAAGACUGGAGGCUGCACCCUGAAGAGUAGGGGCAUAACAAGUCAGUGAUGUACUUAAGGGCCCCACCAUGCAACUGAAGAGUAGGGACUGAUGUACUGAGGGGCCCCACCAUGCAACUGAAGAGUAGGGACUGAUGUACUGAGGGGCCCCACCAUGCAACUGAAGAGUAGGGGCAUAACAAGUCAGUUAUGUACUGAGGGGCCCCACCAUGCAACUGAAGAGUAGGGGCAUAACAAGUCAGUGAUGUACUGAGGGGCCCCACCAUGCAACUGAAGAGUAGGGUUAUAACAAGUCAGUGAUGUACUGAGGGGCCCCACCAUGCAACUGAAGAGUAGGGGCAUAACAAGUCAGUGAUGUACUGAGGGGCCCCACCAUGCAACUGAAGAGUAGGGGCAUAACAAGUCAGUGAUGUACUGAGGGGCCCCACCAUGCAACUGAAGAGUAGGGUUAUAACAAGUCAGUGAUGUACUGAGGGGCCCCACCAUGCAACUGAAGAGUAGGGGCAUAACAAGUCAGUGAUGUACUAAGGGGCCCCACCAUGCAACUGAAGAGUAGGGUUAUAACAAGUCAGUGAUGUACUGAGGGGCCCCACCAUGCAACUGAAGAGUAGGGGCAUAACAAGUCAGUGAUGUACUGAGGGGCCCCACCAUGCAACUGAAGAGUAGGGGCAUAACAAGUCAGUGAUGUACUGAGGGGCCCCACCAUGCAACGCACGGAAUGUCAGGACUAAAAUCUUAAACUCAAUGCGGAAUUUAACUAAGCAAAUUGAAGCCAGGAUAAAAUGGGGGUGGUAUGGACUGUUGUGGGUGCACCGGUCAAAAGUCUGGAAGCCACAUUUUGUAGCGUCUGAAGUCUCUUUAGCGUUGACUGGUUGAAGAGGGUGAAAAGAGAAUUGCAAUGGUUGAAGAGGGUGAAAAGAGAAUUGCAAUAGUCAAUGCGAGACGAAAUGAACGCGUGAAUGAUCAUUUCCUGAUCCAAUUUAGACAGCAAAUUGUGAUUCAUAUCCAGCACAACAUAACGACAUUAAAACUAUUAUAGACAAAGAAAAAUACAGCAUAAACAAAUGGGACACGUUUGGGGAGAUUUUUGACUUGGUUGGGGGGGUAGUUAUGAAUAAUAAAAAGUUGAUGUUAAUAAAAAAUUGUUAACAUCAUAAAAUACCUAACAUAAAAACUAUGAUAGACAAAAACAUUGUGCAGCACAAACGAUUGGGACAAGUUUGGGGAGCUUUUGACAAGGUUGGGGGUCUGGUUACCAAUCAUAGAAUGUUGACAUAAAAACCAUCAAACAUUAACAUACAAGACAAAAACAUUGUGCAGCACAAACAAUUGGGACUGGUUUAGGGAGAUUUUGAGAAGGUGGGGCUCUGGUAUGUAUCAUAAUGUUAUCAUAAACAAUAUUUACACACAAAACAAUUUGCAGCAUGAAUAAUUGGGACAAGUCUGGGUUUAUUUUGACAAGGUGGGGGCUGGUUGUGAAUAUUAACACUUGAACUUUGUGUAAAUAACAUACAACUAUAAUAAUUAAACAAGGUUUAUAGCACAAACAAUUGGGACUAGUUUGAGGACAUUUUGACAAAGUUUGGGGGCUGGUUAUGAAAAAAAAUGUCAUUACACAUUAACAUAAAAACUAAAACAAUAGUACAAAUUAUAAUACACAAAAACAUUUUGCAACACAAAAGAUCAGGACUAGUUUGGGGAGAUUUUGACAAGGUGGGGUAGCCAACUUUGCACAGGUGUUGCGUAGUGACGCACAGGUAAUGAAGUGUCCCCUUUAUUUGUUAGUCCCUUUUAGGUUUUUUCAAAUAUCCUUCAAUUAUUGUUGACUCAACCCCAUCCAACUUUUAAGUCCUGCACAUUUGAGACAUUUAACAGGCCUGUGAAGCAACACACUCAUAUUUGUGCCUUCUCACUUGAGUUGUAUUCCUCUUUACUUUUUGGUUUUUUGUUAGGCUUUGUACCUUUUUUACAGCGAGUAGGGAUUUUUUCCAACUGAGAAACGGGCCGCAAUGUGACGCAAACACACACACACACACACACAGGUGUUUAACUAUUUUUUUAAGCGAAAAAUAUAUUUUUACCUCACGAUUUUAAGAAGUGAACAUUCCAAGGUUGUCAUGGUCUACAAAUUUGAGAAAGAGUUUGAAAAAAUAAAAAGUCACAUUUCUUCUUGUAUUGUAAAUGUUAGACAAUUUCAUAUGCAUUAUAUAAAAGAAACUGCCAUAUCAAUUUUAAUGUAUAGAUUUGUUUUUGCAAAUACUACCCUAUGUAUGUAAGACGUAACUGUAUCUGUAGCGUAUAUAUAAUAUAUUUAUGCCCAAUAAAUGUUUAAUUUUUUUCUGA
Molecule: messenger RNA, 9606 nt
Organism: Entelurus aequoreus (snake pipefish)
Lineage: Eukaryota; Metazoa; Chordata; Actinopteri; Syngnathiformes; Syngnathidae
Gene: fndc3ba
Product: fibronectin type III domain containing 3Ba
Exons: 26
Coding region: 690-4313 (1207 amino acids)
Molecular function (GO): protein binding
Source: RefSeq, a predicted model, not a curated record